CUUUAUUGUCAUCUUGGAAGCCAACUCAAGUUACCCAUCUCUCUCUCUCUCUCUCUCUUCUCUUCUCUUUGUUUUCUUGUUUGCUUGCUUGGUGUAAAGAAAAGAUAGCUCCCUUUCCACUGCCCAUCUCUCACAUCCCUGCUUCCCUUCCACCCUACCUCCUUUUCUGCCCCCUCUCCACAACACCCCAACAAGUUUGUUUGCUUGCUCGCACGCUUGCUGCUGACUAGUAGCUCGCUAGAACAAGCAGAUCAGCUCAAUUACCUAGUGUCAAGAACGGAGAAGAAGCUUUCAGCUUAGGUAGCUUUGGUGCGGAAUUGUGUGCAGAAGCGGGAGGAGAAUUAUUGAGCGGUUGGAAGUGGAUGCUUGCGUCGAGCUAAGCAAAUAGCAUCCACUAUAGAGAGAUCGGUGGAGAGAAAGCCCUAGCUGAGAGGAAGCUCUAGCUAGCUAAGCUAGCCAUGUGCGACUACUUCCUGCAGAGGAUGGAGGGCGACCAGGCCGGCGGCGACCUCACCGACAUCGUCCGCGCCGGGGGAGGGGCCAUGCCGGGGAGCGUCGUCGUCGACCUCCCGUCGACGGCCGCCGAGUGGCAGCUCCCGGCUGAGCCGAUGCUCUUCCCGCCGCCGCCGUCGUUGUCGUCGACGACGGACGGCUGUGGCGCCGGGGGAGCGGCAGGCGCCGACAUCUUCGGCGGUGGCGGCGGCGACCUUUUCUCCGGCCUCGUGGACCCGUUCAGCAGCGACUACUCGUCCGGCGCGGACUUCUUGGACGCCAUGCCGGACGCGAUGGCGAAGGUCGGCUUCGACACAGCUGUCGGCGGCGGCUGCGGCGGCGGCGGCGGAGGUGGUGGUGGGAGCGGUGGACACCUGUUAGACAUGAGCAGGAAGCCUCUCUUGCCCAGAGGGAUGCCGAUGGCGGCCGUCGGUGGGCUGGCGGCGCCGAGGGUGAUGCCAUCGCCGCUGUCGCCGCGAGCCAUACGGCCGUACCCGCCGAUCUCCGCAGGCGACAUGAUGAAGCUCGGCAUCACGGCAGGGCAGGCGGCCGGGUGCGCCAUCGACGCCGCCGUCGCCGGCAUGCAGAUGUCGUCGCCGCGCUCCGGCGGGAUCAAGCGCAGGAAGAACCAGGCGAGGAAGGUGGUGUGCAUCCCGGCGCCGACGGCGGCGGGAGGAAGACCCAGUGGUGAGGUGGUGCCUUCUGAUCUCUGGGCUUGGAGGAAGUACGGCCAGAAGCCUAUCAAGGGCUCACCCUACCCAAGAGGCUAUUAUAGAUGCAGCAGUUCAAAAGGUUGCUCUGCAAGGAAGCAAGUAGAGCGCAGCCGUACUGACCCAAACAUGCUCGUCAUCACCUACACCUCGGAGCACAACCACCCAUGGCCGACCCAGCGCAACGCCCUCGCCGGCUCAACCCGGUCUCACCACAGCAAGAACAGCGGCGGCGGCGGCGGCUCGGGUUCCAAGGGCUCUCAGAACGACAAGUCACAGCAGCAGCCAAGCGUUAAAGAAGAGCAGAAGGAUCAGGCGACGACGGCGACGACGACGACCACCAGCACAAUCACUACCACGAAUAGUGCUUCUCCUGUGGUUGUGAAGGAGGAAGAGGCGGCACUGGCAGGAUCGUCGGAAGCAUUGGAGUUGGAGAGAGUCAUGGACACUACUGCAGCUGGAGUAGUAGACCACAGUGAGCUCAUGGAUCAUGUUUUCAGUGAGAGCUACAAGCCGAUGAUACCGGAGACUGGCCAGCCGGAUGAUUUCUUCGCAGACCUCGCCGAGUUGGAGUCAGAUCCCAUGAGCUUAAUCUUCUCGAAGGAGUACAUGGAAGCCAAGCCAAGUGGUGGCGAUCAUGCCCAGGAGAAGGCAAUGGCCAAGGAAUUGGAUCCAUUCGACAUGCUAGACUGGUCUACUACUACUAACUCUUCGGCAGGGAGCUCAUUUGAGCAAGGGAAGAGAGGCUAAACCCAUGGGCAUAAAGCCAUGCAUGAGGGUUUAUGCAUGCAUACGGUUACAUAAACUUGAUCCCAGCUAAUAACCAUAAAGAUUGUGACAAUGUCAGCAAAGGAAAGAUGAGAUUUUUUUUUUUUACUUUUCUUUUCUUCAUUUGGUCUCUCUGCUUCUUCAUAUUAUUGUGUGUGAGAAUUAAAUUUUGUUUCAAGGUCUAGGUAUAUGGACCUCAUUUUUUAGGCUGUGUCAACUUGUUGUACUUAUGCAUGAGAUGAUGACCACUCUAUCUCUCUCUCUGUCGCUCGAUGUGUGCACUGUGUUUAUGGUUAUCUAACAGAUAUAAGAAGAUUAUAUUCUA
This is a messenger RNA of Oryza sativa Japonica Group (Japanese rice), 2295 nucleotides long. RefSeq lists its product as uncharacterized. Gene Ontology annotation, molecular function: DNA-binding transcription factor activity; transcription cis-regulatory region binding. Gene Ontology annotation, biological process: regulation of DNA-templated transcription. NCBI's taxonomy places the organism in Eukaryota, Viridiplantae, Streptophyta, Magnoliopsida, Poales, Poaceae. The record is from RefSeq and is a predicted model, not a curated record. Gene Ontology annotation, cellular component: nucleus.